ACUUCUGCUACAGGACUAUUCUGCUUUUAAAGCUUAACUGCUCUUGUUUCAAUGUUACCAGUGUUCAGAAUUAAUUAUAGUAGGCAGUCAUCUGUGAACCAGCUUAAAUAAGCAUCUCUCAAACAUAUGAGACCCCUUUUCUUUUUUUGACAAUUUUAGGUCAUCUAAUCUCUUUCUCAUCCAACAUUGCAUUAACAAGCUUUCAUUAACAAGUUUUUUCUUCCACAUGGUUGAUAUUUCACGAAGGUCAGAUCAAUGAAACAAAAAUAUAGAAGUCCACAUUAAUUUUCCCAGCAUUUUUUACUCUUGAGUGAACUUUUAACAUAGAUUGCGGGGAAGAUGCUGUGCAGCAUAAGCUGUGAAAGUCACCAUUCACCCAUAAUGAUGUACCCAUAGAAUUCUUCAAGUCAAGUAUUUCACACUAUCUGUUAAGCUCCAAAGUCGUGAUUUUAAAUGACUCGCAGGGCAGCGUUCUCAUAAGUGUAACUGUCAGUAUCUGAACAAACAAGGAGAGAGUUCCAGCUACACCUGCUGGAGAAGUAGCAUGUGUUAAAUAUUGUUUAAUGUGUAUUUAGAUCUAAAUGUGGCUCUCCUGCUCAAGUGAAUUUACUGACUAAAUUGACCUCACACCAAAGCCCUUGUUUACCCUUUAUUCUACAUCCCCUUCUAAACAAUCUUGCAGACAAUCAAAGCUCAGCUUUCUUGGAAAGAGAAAUUGCAAUUUUCAGUUUACUUUUGUCCCUGUUCAAAAGUGCAGCUGUUAACACAGCCAUGUCUGUUUUCAGUGACCAGGAAAAAGCCUAGGAAUUCUAUGAAGUGCUUUCAAAUCAGUAGAAUUGUAACUUACUCUGUAUGUGUAAUGGAAUACUUGACAAACUCAAGGAGACGAUGGCUUCUUGUAGUCUCAUACCCUUGCAUAAGGAGACAUUUCUCAAAAUAAGGAUCCCAAUUAGUCAUGUAGUGUUUUUAUGUAGACAGAAUUUUUGGUGCACUAUUGGUACUGAAGAAUUUUGUUACACUACAGAAACAUAGCACAUGUGUGGCCGCAUGUGCACAACCAUUUCUCUGGAGUGAGACUUGCCACAAAGUUACCCAUUCCAGCUAGGAGACAAUAGCAGGCUGCUCCAUAGCUUCCUUCCCCCACUGGAAUUCAGUGAGUAGGACACGUGUGCAGACACGCUUGCCUGAUCAGCUGUUGCUGCAGUGGCAACAGUUGACAGAGCUGCCCACAAGCCACCCACGGGACUUCUCUGCUGUGGAUUUGCAAUUUUUGUGGCAGAUCAGCAUUUUCUUGUAGUGCAACAAAGAGCAUGAAUGAACAAACAGUUGCUUUUUGUUGUGCUAGAACAGCUGAUAUGGUGUGAUAAAAGUAACAUCUGCUGAAGUCCAUCAACAUGUUUUUGUAGUAGUAUAUAAUAUUUUUGCCUUAAAGUGAGGCUUUGGAUGAAAAGACACAGCACAAAUGGUAAUAGGACCUUUGUAGGAACUAGGGGUCAUGGACAGAUGUUAAGUUUCAGGAGCUACAUAGUCGAGGGGACAGACAUGCCUGCCACCUGUAGUGUUAAAAUAUAAAGGAAACAUCACCAAAAUGUUCCUCUGAAACAGGAACUUCUCUGUAGCACUACAUAUGAUGGCCGUAUGGUCCAUUGUAGCAUUUUGGGGGACAAGGAGCAGGCUGGCUGUCAGUUAUUGGAUUCAGUGACAGGCUUCCUUCCCCAUUGGUGGGAGGAAGGGGGAAAGAUAGAGGCACAGGGCCAAGCAACCCCCUGUCACGCUCCCUGGAUGUAGUAGACCAAACUGCCUUGCUACAACUUUUUACCAUUCCACCUGGGGGUUUCCUCACACCUGUUCUCACCAGUAGAGCUACUUUUUCAUUAGUUCUUCACAGUGCUGCUGCACUUGUCUGUCCAUGGCCAAAAAGUUGGUGUAGGCAUCUCUCUUUUAAAUCAAUCUGUUAAAUUUAUUUCAUAUUGAAAAAGGUAUAAGCUAUAUCUGAAUCAGCUGGGUGAGUGUCCUCUAGAGCAGUGGUUCUCAACCUUUUACACACCAGGAAUCAUUAGCAUUGUUAUCAGCUUGCCAUAACCCCCCUGGCCUUGACCUACUCUGCCUGCCUGCCCCCCCCUUCUCCCUCCCUCUCCGGCCCCUGGGGCUGCUCUCACAAUGCUGUGUGCUCACCACACCCUCGGGUGCAUAUGGGCUCCAUGCAGGCUGCCAGUGUUGUAGCCUGCGCAGGAAACCACUCGGAUUCUCUGGGACCUCCCCACACCCCUUUACAGUGUUCUUGCGACCCACUUUCGAGUUGCAACUCAUGGGUUGAGAAACACGGCUCUAGAUAGCUGUUUGAGACAGCAUCCUUCCUGUCCAUCUCAGGAGUUUUGCCCAUUGGAUUUGGUUUUAACAAGCACCACAGAGCAAUGAUUUGUAUACUACCACACUAAAAGAAUAUUCCUCCUGUAUUCCUCACUGGUCAUUAAAACACUUCAUACAACAAGGUAACAAAAGUGGAAUGUCUGUUAUGCUGCUGAGCACAAAGGUGAGCACCUCCCUCUUGUUUCUGGUUUGAAUAAUUAAACUCUACCUUGUGUAUGCCUCAGUUCCCUGUAAAAAAAAAAAAAAAAAAAAAAAAAAAAAAAAAAAAAAUUAAGGCCCUCACUCAUCACUAGGUCAACCUUUUGUCAUUGGUGAUAUCAGGACAGGUGUUUGUUGCCCAUUAUCAGAAUAAGCACAUUUAACAAGUGUCUGCUUUUCAUUGGUUUCAAGCCAGUAUUUAGUCACCGUAGCUGAGCACAUUCAAUUACAGCUCAACUUAGCUGCAGGAGACCAUAUGUUGGUACAACUCUGCAUGCUGUCAGCCAGCAUAAGAGGGAGGAGUGUGACAGAAGGGGAUACAGAGCAAAGCAUCUAAUUCCACAGUAGAUUGUGGGAAAGCAUUUCUCAAAGAAAGGGUGAAAACUGUGGCGUGGCCAUAAUCACUGCCCACUUCCACAUUGGGGCAGCACAGUUGCUUGAUCUCCCUUUGUUUUGUAGGCUUGUGGCACUGCUUUGCUCCUUGGAAGUUGCUCCAGUAAUCAGACAGAGGAACCCUAGCAGUGGAAGAGACUCAACUGUGACCUGCACAGUUGCUGGCAAUAAGGAGGGUCACUUCUGUUGCAUGACUGUAGCUAGGAAGAAAGGACAGAGGGUCUAUCCUCAUUUGUUUACCUUCCAGUUGAACCAUGAACCAUACUUUCUUCCCAUGUUCAAGUACUAAGGAAUUUGGUUCAUUAUUCCUCCAUAUAAAUGUUGCUUGAAGGACUAUAAUACCUGAAGAAUACUGCUUCCAAAACUGUAGUUGGACCUAGCCAUGAAAAAAGCUACUUGGACAGAAGACACUAAUGAUUCGGGACUGGUGGAUGUGCAUGAUUAUCAGUGUAAUGUUCGAAUUUCUGGAGUACAGCCUGGAGCAUCAGCUUCCAAACUUCAGUGAAUGUUGGUGGGAUCACUGGAUAAUGGAUGUGAUCAUAUGCAAUGGCUUAGGAAUUUAUUGUGGCAUGAAGACUUUGUCAUGGCUUUCUUUGAAGACAUAUAAAUGGCAAGGACUUUGGAACAUUCCGACAUAUAAAGGUAAAAUGAAGAGAAUUGUCUUCCAGUUCACUCCGUAUAGCUGGGUCAAAUUUGAGUGGAAGCCAGCAUCAAGCCUGCGCAGAUGGCUAGCAGUUUGUGGCAUCAUUUUCAUAUUUUUAUUGGCAGAGCUGAACACAUUUUACUUGAAGUUUGUCCUGUGGAUGCCACCAGAGCACUACUUGGUCCUCUUGCGACUUGUCUUCUUUGUCAAUGUGGGAGGUGUAGCCAUGAGGGAGAUCUACGAUUUCAUGGACGACCCGAAGUUCUACAAGAAGCUGGGUCAGCAGGCGUGGCUGGUUGCUGCUAUCACGGCCACAGAGUUUCUGAUAGUUGUAAAAUAUGACCCCUACACUCUCACACUGUCACUUCCCUUCUACAUUACUCAGUGCUGGAUCCUUGGAAUCAUACUUGUGCUCACAUGGACAAUGUGGCGCUUUUUCAUUCGUGAUAUCACCAUGCGGUAUAAGGAGAUAAGACGACAAAAGCAAGAACACAGACAUGAAAAGGACAAAUGCUUAAGCAACGGUGAUAGACAUUCUCCAAUACUGGAUGAACAGAGUGGGAAUGAACUGAGAGAAGGAAAACUUUGAACUUGAGCAGUAGGCAAGAGGUAGAAGCUACCUAUCAUGCUCAAGUUGACCUGUUUUGACGCUUUCAGUCUUGUCUUACUUAGUUUGUAACUUUCAUUGUUUUCCAACAUGUGACAACCCUCUUGGAGAAGAUGCCACCUUGACCCCCUUCUCUUAUGUCUAGUCAGUUGGAGAAAGUCUGCAGUAGACCGACAUUGGAACCAACCCUGUUGCAACAAGAAGGGAUCUUUGGUCAAAUGUGUUUUAAGUGUAUAUCUGUGUCUCUUGGAAAACCAAGAAUCUUGGGGGGUGGCUUUUAAACCAAGGGCAAAGGGAAUCCUGUGACCCUGUUUCUGGUAAACCAUGAUAUUUCCGUUUUAACAAUGUUCGGAGCAUUAGGAGCACUCAUCCUAUGGAAUACUUAUACAGGGCAUGGUAAAUAAGUUGCAUUUCUGCUGAAACUUUUGACUGUGGAGUAAAAACUAUGUAAUGUUAGUUUCAUUUGUUAGUUAGCAGGAGUUCAGAGACUGAACUUACCGGAAAAAAAUGUAACUAUAUGACAAGCAUGAGAACAAGUUGCAUAACUUGCACAGAAUAUGAUACAGUCCACUACUGUUACAGCUCCCGCAGUGCUGAGUUGGCUCUGUUUCUCAAAGCUGGCUUAUAUUACUGUGGGGCAACUGAUGACCGUUUUCUAUUACCUCCCAACUCUGAUUAUACAGAAAACUGCUACUCUUAGAUCUUUUUUUAUCCUGGUCAUCUCUCAGCACAGCUUCGUUCUUUAAACUUCAGUUAACCUGCAUUUCAUUAGCCUGAUGGAGUAAAAACAAGCUGAAAACUGGUACUUACUCUUCCUCAAGGUAUUCAGUUAUUUUAUUUGCCUUAUUCUUAAACAUGAGUUUUCUUCACUUGUUUUGCAAGGCAGGUUAAGUUCUAAACUGUUUCAUUCCUUCCCAAGUAAGCUUCAAACUUACAGCAACCCUAAGCAAACUGGAAAAGAUCUGCCUUUGCACAAUAAGCUUGGUAACAUUUAGGUUCCCUGAGUGGGCCUGACUUGAUCACUCAUGCUCUGUCACUUUGUCGUGUAUCAUGAGAAAGAACCUCAUACCUGGUUAUCUGGCAUUCUUGCCAAUAACUGAGCAUCUUGGAACAAAAUGGGAUACCUGUGGCUCAUUUGCAGGGUUACUCUUCCCAAACAUAGUUGUAACCCAUUGCCCUAACAUCAGUGGUUCCUAAGGUAAGGAUUGUGAUUACAGAUAAGGUAAUGGCACUUAAGUGCCACUGGCCAGCCCUAUAGUUCUUGUUAUAGCAGUCAAGCUCAGAUUAGAAGUGGGGUCACAGCUGAAGAAGAUUGAGAGCAGCUGCUCUAGAUCAUCCAGCUGGCCCCUAACAUAACUAAUUUUACUUGAACCAUAUAACAGACUAACUUGACUUGAGAGACAGAGACACAUUUUUCCUGAAAUAUAUCAAAUUAAUCUGGCUCUUAAACACCACUUGAGGCACUACUUUUUCUGAGUAGUGUUCUGUCCAGCAAAAAAUAAAUAUGGAACCAAUAAAACCUAAAGAUUGAAAGAACUGUAGCCUGACUUUCAAAAGUAGCAGGAGACUCAUGCCAAAGCUGCUGCCUGCAGCAAAUCUGCACACACAUCUGAGUCAUUUUGGUCUCAUACUUGAAUAGCACACUGUCCACACUUCUCCCAUGUUUACAGAGCACUGAAAUAUUUUCUAAUCCAAAACAAUGGGUCCUGGCAAACAUGAUGGGAUUUAACUUAAAAUUUUAAUGUAGGAAUACAUUGAAUGUGCUCAACAAAUGAAGCAAGGGUUCAGAGCCAGGGAGGCAGAAAUGGUGGAGGCUGUCUUUCCUGCUGACCAGUAGAGGGAGAGGAGGUUGAUCUGUAUGAAAGGUCACGUGAGGCUUCUUCCUCGAGUGUGCAGACUGCACUAUUUAUAGUUCUCAAAUGGCUGCUGUUAAAACCUUGGGAUUUAUCUGCUGUAAUUUAAUGGAGAAUGUUAUGAUUGUAUAACUAGAUGUUAACAAAUUCUUAAGAAAUGGGCAGAUGCUGAGUUGAGCUGGUCACUUAUUUCAUAGCCCUUUUCUACUCUUGAGUAACUUUUAAACUUGUUCAGAUUUAUUCAUACCAGUCUUAUGAACUCUUGACUGUUUUGGUAGGUGAUACUUAGUGUACACGUCUUUGUGAGGUCCCAACUGAGCCAGGAUCACGUAAAUACAUUUCCAUUUAUGGGUUGUUCGAGGUAACCAGUCCAUCUUUUUUUUUAUUAUUAUUAUUUUACUUGCGGGAGGGGAGGGCUAAAAAUGUCCACAUCUGUAUCAUAAUUCUGAUGGUAAAAGUAGAAUUCCACCUCCUCCUCCCUGAGGACUCAUUUGUGUAAAAUUUGAGGCUUUUGUGGAAAAUACCAAUUUUCUAAUAAUUCUGAAACUGACCUACUGUGCAAAGCACUAAUUUGUGUCCAUCUACACCCAUUUAAACAAGAGUUUACAAUUAACCUGGAUAACUGAACAAAUGUAAUAAAACAACAAAUGUUUGCUGGUGUGUUCUUUGGUACAA
Alligator mississippiensis (American alligator) is the source of this 6739-nucleotide messenger RNA. It is a transcript of the gene PTDSS2, whose product is annotated as phosphatidylserine synthase 2. Lineage: Eukaryota; Metazoa; Chordata; Crocodylia; Alligatoridae. The record is from RefSeq and is a predicted model, not a curated record. Gene Ontology annotation, molecular function: L-serine-phosphatidylethanolamine phosphatidyltransferase activity. Gene Ontology annotation, biological process: phosphatidylserine biosynthetic process. The transcript has 7 exons. The coding region runs from base 3375 to 4193 and encodes 272 amino acids.